Messenger RNA from Lotus japonicus, 773 nucleotides. RefSeq lists its product as uncharacterized. Bases 98 to 628 code for a protein of 176 amino acids. The transcript has a single exon. Lineage: Eukaryota; Viridiplantae; Streptophyta; Magnoliopsida; Fabales; Fabaceae. Gene Ontology annotation, molecular function: enzyme inhibitor activity. The record is from RefSeq and is a predicted model, not a curated record.
AAUCAUACAAUGUCACACACUCUCUCCCACCCCAUCAAGGAUCCAUUAAUCAAAUAAACAAAAACUCCAAAACUCAUCAUUUUCCAACAACACAAAAAUGAAAUCCUUAUCAUCAUCAUCACUCUGUUCCUUGUUGUUCUUCACCCUCUGCAUAACUCUCAUUGCUCAAACCGCAAAUGCCAAACAUGCCUUGAUGGGGCAGGUUUGCGGCCAGGCAUUGCAGGAAAAGGUGGCCUGCAUGAGCAUUCUGAGGUCAGACCCAAGAAUCUUGCACGCCAAGAACUACCGUCAAUUUGCGGAGCUGGUUCUGCAACUGGGUCUGAAGAAAGCCAUUGCAGGACAGAAUUUUCUCAAGGGAAUUGCAGCAGUGAACAAGUCUCCAGCGAUUGUGCAGUGUGCCAACUUUGACUAUGAUGGUGUUGUUGGAUCGUUCAAGAGUGCCAUUGGGGAGUUGGAGAGUGAUGCCCAGACAGCGAGUUAUGAUGCCAAGGUUGCUGGUGAUGGACCUGAUACAUGUGAGAGAGGUUUGGCUGCUGAGCAUAUUGUGAAUCCUGCUAUUUCUGGGCUUAACAGGGAGAUAUUGUUGUUGUCUAACAUUGCUUUUAUAGCUACUGACAAACUUGAUUGAUUGGGUUUUGUGGGAUUGUAAUGGGAAAUGUAUAUUGGGGUGGUGGGAUUGGGUUAUCUUUGGUGUCAAGGGUGGAGGUGUGUACCUCUUUUUUUGAAAGGAAACCAAAUAUAUUGAUUAAAUGCUAUCGGAACAACCUUGUGCU